AUGGAGCAAAACAAGCUGAAAGACAAAGACACAGUAAAAGCACACCAUGCACCGAAAAUAUUUACAUCUAUCCUCCCUCCAGAACGCACUACACAGUUAACAGAACGGCCGCCGUCUCGCAAAGCGCAUGGUGUAACAGAAACGCAGAGGUUAUUUGUAAAACAAGCAAUACCUAGUCGACUUGUUACUACUAAAGGACAGUUUCUUCACCCAGCUACAUUGCCUUUAGAUCCGCCUCCUAUAGAACCAUUUUGCAAAGGCAUUGAGCCUUUGGAUACCACCCACGAGGGCUUCGAGAAGUAUUUGGACCCGUACCUUACCACCAGCAGGCUCCAUCAUCGACCAUUCACUGCUGAACAAAUGAACAGAAUCUCCAAUACUAAGGAUAUAAUGACAUAUUAUACAUACUCGGAAUCCCCUUGGAUUCGAUCGCCAAAGCCGUCUAUUGAUAAAUGGCGUCUGCCUGUAAGCCGACCUAAAUCGAUGUACGAUAAAUCGAGGUUCAAGGAAGAUUUCCGAGAAAUAAGAACGCAUAACAAAUUACAGUGGACUCCUAGUUCAUUUCGUACGGAAACAAGAGACAGCUUCAAGACUGUACAAUCAAGACCUAAAUCUGUAGUAUACGAUCUCGAAGAUAGCAUAAGGAAUUUUUAUCAAAGUUCAAUAGCACACUUGCAGACAAACAUACCAGAAGAACAAUCGCUAAUACAAGCAAAUUAUUGUUCAGAAAACUCAAUAGUUGGAUCAAGAAAACCUUUAUGUGCUGUAUUUGACCCGUUCAUAGAGAAGAACAAACGUUUAAUUAGAAAGGGACUAUGAAAUAAGCGUCUUCUUAUAAUAAGUUCACUUAUAAAGAAAAACCUACCUCGUCAAUACCCAUUAAGAA
This is a messenger RNA of Zerene cesonia (dogface butterfly), 886 nucleotides long. RefSeq lists its product as uncharacterized. Bases 1 to 819 code for a protein of 272 amino acids. The transcript is spliced from 5 exons. NCBI's taxonomy places the organism in Eukaryota, Metazoa, Arthropoda, Insecta, Lepidoptera, Pieridae. The record is from RefSeq and is a predicted model, not a curated record.